AUGACAUUCACUUGGUACAUCAUCCAGCAACAAUAUUGGAUCAUAGCCAAUCUCCAAGUUAUUAAAUCUCGCCUACGUCACUGUAUUGCCAGUUACCAAAUUCGUCCUCGAGGAGUCCAGCCCGUAAUGAGAAAUUUACCUAAAUUCCUGUUGCAGCAAGUGAAGCCAUCAACAACACGCAGCACUGUACCAUAUGCCACGCAUACAAAAGCGCUACAUGUUCAACUCACCACAGAUUUGUCCACCGAGACAUUUCUGAUGGUCUUUAGUCGUUUCAUUUCACGCCGUGGCCCAAUAACACAGAUGCAUAGUGACUGUGGCACUAAUUUUGUAUGUGAAUCAAAGUUGUUUGAAACAGUUGAUCAAUUCAUGCAAUCCGCUGAACACCAGGCAAAGUGCAAUGGCUACCUCACGGCACGUAACAUCAGCUGGCACUUUAAUCCCCCAUCCAAACCUCACUUCAUAGGUCUUUGGGAGGCUGGAGUGAAGUUAACAAAAACACUGAUUCACAGAACUAUUGGCCUCCAUCGACUCAAGUACGAAGAACUCAUUACCCUUUUAAACGGAUCGAAGCCACAUUAA
Acyrthosiphon pisum (pea aphid) is the source of this 582-nucleotide messenger RNA. RefSeq lists its product as uncharacterized. The record is from RefSeq and is a predicted model, not a curated record. Gene Ontology annotation, molecular function: nucleic acid binding. Bases 1 to 582 code for a protein of 193 amino acids. Lineage: Eukaryota; Metazoa; Arthropoda; Insecta; Hemiptera; Aphididae. The transcript has a single exon.